AUGGCCUCUACACGAAUCCCGGCGCUGCGAAAUCUGUUCGGCUGCCAACUGCGCUCCCUGCGCGCCUCAAACCAGCGCCGCUGGGCCCAGGUCCACGAUGUCAGAUUCCUCGCGACCACCCAAGCAUCCCGGAAUGUCCUCGAGAAGUACCGCGACAAGCUCGACGCGAAAGCCCGCCAAGAGGGCCAUGCCGAUAUCCAAGACUUGAAGAAGGCGUAUGCCGACAAGAUCCACGAGAUACGGAAAAAAGAUGCUACAACACCAGGCAUCCCCCCCUUGGAACAGCCACCAGCUCCUACCAAUGCAGCCAGCGCUGGCAACCCUCCUCCUCCCCCUCCUCCGCGGGGCCCAAUAACUCCCGAGGCCGCCGCGGCGCACCAGACAGCAGAGCCCUCUAGCUACCCAUCCAAGUCGGGUGUCAAGCCUCUCGACCAGAUCCUCGACCUCCCCAAGGCGCGAACGCUGCCGGUGCCGGAGCUGACGGCGAUCUGGCGGCUGCGGCACGCGAGCAGCCCGCAGGCGCUGUGCGCGGUGAUCCCGCAGCACACGUACGAGGCGAUGGAGGCGGCGGCGCGGGCGCACCCGCAGUUUGUGCUGCCGCUGCCGCACCCGGAGCAGGGGGCCGAGAUCCACUUCCUGCAGUGGACGUUCGACCCGGCCACGCACACCAGCACCGUGCUGUUCACGCAACUGGCCGAGUACAAGGCGCGCGGCGAGUUCGCCGUGCCCCACACCACCGUCACGCACCACCUCGACCUCGUCGGCGAGAAGGCCGUCGUGCUCAUGCAGGGCACCGUCGUCGCCGACCGCGGCGUCAAGGCCGAGGACGCCAGGUGGCUGGUCAUGUGCCUGCAGCGGUUCUACGGCGGGUGGGACGGCGAGAAGACGGAUGCGCUGAGCAAGGAGAGAGCUGACGAGAGGAAGAAGCUGCUUGAGUGGUUCGGUAAGGGAGACUCCAGGUUCAGUGUCGAAAAGCUGCUGGAGGAGGCCGAGAGAUUGGCUUGA
Diaporthe amygdali is the source of this 1005-nucleotide messenger RNA. RefSeq lists its product as uncharacterized. Gene Ontology annotation, cellular component: mitochondrion. The record is from RefSeq and is a predicted model, not a curated record. Bases 1 to 1005 code for a protein of 334 amino acids. The transcript has a single exon. Gene Ontology annotation, biological process: mitochondrial proton-transporting ATP synthase complex assembly. Lineage: Eukaryota; Fungi; Ascomycota; Sordariomycetes; Diaporthales; Diaporthaceae.